Biomphalaria glabrata is the source of this 580-nucleotide messenger RNA. Its product is annotated as neuropeptide-like protein 30. The transcript is spliced from 3 exons. Bases 107 to 424 code for a protein of 105 amino acids. The record is from RefSeq and is a predicted model, not a curated record. NCBI's taxonomy places the organism in Eukaryota, Metazoa, Mollusca, Gastropoda, Planorbidae.
GUAGGGAUUUAGUAGGUAGAUAUAUAAGACCUGACAUACGUAGUCCUGUAUCUCUCUCAGAGCACAUCCAACUCUCUUACAGCAGUCACGCGCCAGCAGCUUUACAAUGUACAAAUCAGUUCUCGCUGUCCUUCUCUUGGUCGCCAUGGCUAGCGCCACUGGUUACGGAGGCUGGGGAGGUCUUGGAGGCUAUGGAGGCUUUGGAGGACUCGGUGGCUGGGGAGGUCUAGGAGGCGGCUGGGGAGGCUUCGGUGGACUCGGCGGAUGGGGGCUUGGCGGUGGAUACGGCUACGGAGGUGGAUACGGAGGCGGCUAUGGUGGAUACGGUAAAGGUGUUGUCAGCGUCGUCCCUGUCGCCGUUGGAGUUGGUGGAUACGGUGGAUACGGAUUCGGUGGCUAUGGAUAUGGUAAAGGCUAUUAUUAAACCGGCCAAGUCAAGCAUCUAAGUCAAGUCAGGUGUUUUAAGUCAAGUCAAGUCUCAAAGUCAAGUCUUUGAGUCAAGUCAGACGUUGGAGAACAUUAAAAAUGAAUGUCUAUAUAAUGUCCAUCAUCACAAUUGAAUAAAUCCAUUUUUUUUAAA